Desarmillaria tabescens is the source of this 1224-nucleotide messenger RNA. RefSeq lists its product as uncharacterized. The annotation marks the transcript as partial. The record is from RefSeq and is a predicted model, not a curated record. Lineage: Eukaryota; Fungi; Basidiomycota; Agaricomycetes; Agaricales; Physalacriaceae. The transcript has 8 exons.
ACAGCAGUUCACAAUUUCUAUCCCUACGAAUGGCCUAUCCCUAAUGACCUUAACAUUGACCACUGUGCCGAAUUCCAAGAGGGACAGUUCUGGAAUGGCGAACAGUCCGCUACCGCGUCGUUUGACCCUACUCUGAACUCCGACAAGCUUUUUCCUGCUUGCGCGCGGUUCGUACACGAACGGAUGGGAUGUCAGUUUGGAUACGCAAAGGUGGAGGUCACAGUCAAGUACCAAGACGACGAGCUGGAGCUGGCCAAGGUGUGCAAGGUCAGUCGCGCAGGGAACGAGAAUGGUAUAGGGUUCUUCACUCCUCGCCAUGCUCACCGCAAUCAUAUCCAUCUCGGGUUCGACGUUCAUUUCCGCACCGAUUUGCCACUCUUCUCUCAACAUGUCGGAGAACUCGAGACCGUCUUUUUCGAAUCAAUUACAUUGUAUGGUGCCAUGAUGCCCAUCCAUGUUGAGUCUGUGUCUGCUGCAGUCGGCAAAUUCAAGAAUGCCAAUAGCCCUAUCGAGGGAAAAUUCAACACGAGCACAUCCCUUGACUUGGCUACCGCCAACAGCCCAAUCAACUCCACCACUGUUUCUAUGGAGAGCGCCAAUGCACCUAUCUCCGCAGGCAUCAGCCUCUUCUCCACCGCUCCCUCGUCUACGGGAGGUAAGUUUGACAUCGAACUCGGGUUCAUCGACGCGUCUGUCGAUUCUGCGCUUGACCUCACAGCGCAUACGGCGAUGGGCCCGGUGGACGUGACGAUGCAUCCUACUUAUGAGGGCGAGUUUAGGUUAGCUACAAUCAUGGGAAGAGCGGAGGUUACUACGGCUGAUGAAGUGGAGGAUCCGAAAGGAGAAGACAGAAAGAGGUCGGUGAGCUUUGAGAGAGCUGGGGUAGCAUUGUAGCAGGCAGGUGUGGUGGGGUGAGGAGGAGAAAGGCAGGGGAACCGUUGAUUUGAAAACGUCCCUUUCGGGCGUCAAGCUGGCUUUGUGAUUUCGUGUUGUAUCUCUUAUGAUCUCAUAUUUGUAACAUUUCUUACCAAAUUUACUCGUUUUUUAUACAUCGAUCAUACCGCCAUCUCCCGAUGUUUCUGCUCUUUCCACCACGCCCACUACAAGGCAUCGCAUAUUUUCAGAUGACAAGCGAUCCCUUCUCGAAGGGCACUACAACUUAGUUGAUGACAGCCGCAUACCAAAAUCUGACCUACCGUUGUGUAACGCCAGAUGACCGAAGCC